This is a messenger RNA of Xyrauchen texanus (razorback sucker), 1747 nucleotides long. RefSeq names its product zinc finger protein 883-like. Gene Ontology annotation, biological process: negative regulation of transcription by RNA polymerase II. Bases 107 to 1720 code for a protein of 537 amino acids. NCBI's taxonomy places the organism in Eukaryota, Metazoa, Chordata, Actinopteri, Cypriniformes, Catostomidae. The record is from RefSeq and is a predicted model, not a curated record. Gene Ontology annotation, molecular function: DNA-binding transcription repressor activity, RNA polymerase II-specific. The transcript has 3 exons.
AAAGAAAGAAAGAAGAACUCACAGUUUGUUUAGAUGUUCAGCUGCUGCGUCUUUAAUACAUUUCUGUCACUUCUCUGUUUCUAUUCUUGAUGAUUUCCUCUCUUUCAUGACAGCAAACCAAACGUUUUCUCUUUGUUUUGACAAGAGCUUUAAAUAUCCUGUUUCAGGAGUCUUAUUGAGUUUUUGUGUUGAGAUGUUGAAGAUGAGUUUGCAGGUGGAUUUGAUGUGCUGUAAAUCAGUAGGAACUGAUCUGUCCAUGCUGGAUAUUGAUGAUUUGAUGACAGAAAUCUCUCAGCUGAAGAAAGAGGUGGCGUUACUGGAGGCAAAGCUGAGGGAAAGAGGAGAUCCACUGAACGGAGAGGAGCUGGAGAAGGUUUCCUGUCAAUCUUCAGUGUGUGUGACUGAUGGGACCUCCACAGAAUGUCAGGAUUCAGUGUGGAGCGUCAGAGAUCAGAGAUCCAGAGACACACAGGACUCAGAGCUCAGCCUCACUUUACUCUGUUAUACUGACACUCAGGAGAGUGUGUGUGACAGUAAUCAGGGUGAUCAAACCUCCACAGAGUCUCUGGCUUCUGUCUGUAACGCUGGAGAACAGCAGAUGCUGCAGAUACCAUUGAAGAUGUGUUCAGUGAAGCUGCUGGACUGCAGGAACAUGAUGGAGAUGAGAGGAGAAACCACAGCAGAGGAACAACAUGAUGAUCACCAUGAAGAUGAAGAUGAAGAUGAUGAUGAGGAUGUGUAUUUUAUUAUUGCAGAUAACAGUGAUUCAUCUUCUGAUGGAGCAACGGCUUCUACAUCAAAACAGCGUUUGACAGCAUCUGGUAAAAGAGUGUCACAGGCACGUUUAGUGAGACGCGAGAGAAGAUGCACUGAAAAGAAAUUCUUCAAAUGUAGGAGAUGUGGGUGCAGCUUUUCUACCAAAGAAGAGAAGAAACUUCAUUCAGAAGUGCACAGAAGAGAGGGGCUCCACUGUGAUCAGUGCGGGAAGAUUUUCUCAGCUCCUUCUACUCUACAAAUUCACAUGAGGUCACACAGUGGUGAAAAGCCUUUUCAAUGCAGUGAGUGUGACAAGUGUUUCACAACGAAAGGAAGUCUUGUUGCUCAUAAGAGAAUACACACAGGGGAGAAACCAUACAAGUGUCCUCAGUGUGAGAUGGGAUUCAGCCAUGGACCCCAACUUAAGAAACACUUGCGUAUGCACACCAAUGAGAGGCCGUAUCAGUGCGGCGAAUGUGGGAAAACAUUUACGCAGUCAUAUAGUCUACAAUCGCAUCAGAAAACACACUCUGAGGAGAAACCCUAUCAAUGCUCCCACUGUGAUAAACGUUACCGUCAUAAGUCUCAGCUGAUAAUCCAUGAGAGAAUGCACACUGGAGAGAAACCUUAUCUCUGCUCUCACUGUGGUAAGAGAUUUUCUGAUCCAGGUGAUUUGAGAGUUCAUCUGAGAGUGCACACGGGAGAAAAGCCUUAUCACUGUAGCAUUUGUGGGAAGAAUUUCAGUAAACAUUAUAAUUUAAAAAAGCACCAGAGGACACAUACUGGAGAAAGACCUUAUAAAUGCACUCUGUGUGACAAAACAUUUGCCUACCAAGAUGUCCUGAAAACCCAUCAGAGAGUGCAUACAGGAGAGAAACCUUACAGAUGCUCUAUCUGCGGGGACAGAUUCACUUAUUUAGGAUGUUUAAAUACUCAUCAGAAGAAACAUGGUAAAAAUCAUUAAAACAAUAUUUCACCCAAAAAUGGAAAU